UACGUCUUUAUUAUUAUCUGAUGCAAUGGGCAUUUCAUGGAGGGCAUUGGCAACGCAGUGUGGACGGGCGCGCUGCUCGUGUUGCUAGCACUGGUUGCGAAGCUAUGGCGAUCGAUCGUCACCAGGUUCUGGCUGGAGCCAAGAUCGCUCGACGCAAGGAUUCGAAGCCAGGGUAUCCAGGGGCCGCCAAGGACUUUCAUCGCAGGCAACAUGCUCCAGGUGAUGACGAUGAGAGACACUGGCAAGGAGCGGGACAUGGAAGGACGACGUUGUGAAGCAUGUGUUGCUGGAUUACCACCAGUGGAAAGAGGUAUUGCUACUGGUGGGCGACGGAGCCCAGGAUCAAGCCCGAGCUCAUCAGAGAAGUUCUAUGCCGGAGAGCGAUACAAUGUCAUGGAAUGUGAUAUGCCCGGCGGCGGAGGAGGCCAAAGCUCUAUACGAGAGAAUACCCGAGAAAGACCUCGUCUCGUCCACCUCGAUGCUCCAAUCUCUCGCCCACGAGCAUCGAGUUCCAGGCUACCACAUCGAGCUCCGGCAUGCGCAGAAAGAACUUCCACGCGUAUUCACACGCUCCAAGCAAGAACGUCGUGCUGGAUCAUCCCUUCAAACAUCUCUCGUGCUUCUACCUUUCUCGAGGCGAGGAUGAAAGCUUGUAGCAUUGAGUUGGAGCUGCUCAAACAGCUCCCUCGAUUCCUCCAAGAGCCCCAUCUCCGAGCAAGCCCCAUUCUCCGAGCAAGGAAUCAUGGCAUUCCAAACAACGAUGCUUCGCCGUGGCAUUGUGGUGAGAUAUGCCUGGCCUUGUGGAUUUGCCCGGUCUGGUGCAUACGCAGCGAUCAUCAUGGUGUAGGAGGCCUCGUCGUGAUCAGGCAUGAAAUUCCGGAAGAAUGCCACUGCCUCUUCGAUCCUGCGACGUAAAACGUACCCUUUUGGAGCAUCGAAUUCCAUUCUGUUGUGUCCCAGCGCAUUGCUUGCAAUUGCCAGAUUCAUACGCCUGGUUCAAAAUCGUCCAUGCGACGGCAUUGUGCUCAGCCAUCACCGAAUCGAAGAUCCUUCGCGCGUCGGCCACAAACCUUGCCUGCGCUAGAGCAUGAAGCGAGAGACGACAUUCCAUUCCGGAAUCCCGUGCAGGAAGAGAUCCAUCGCGGCCGUCCGCGCGUAUCCAUCGAUCAUCACCGUCCACGUGGCGAGAGAAGAGCGUUUGCUGGAGCAGGCGGCCAUGGAACUCUUCUCCGGCAUUGGCAUCGAAAAUCUCUUAGUGCCCGUUUUGGGCAUAGGCCUGGAUCAUCGCGUUCCAUGUUACGGCAUUCUUCCGAGGCAUCCAUUGGAAGAUCCCUCGCGCCUCUCGCAACGCGCUCUGCCCCAAUCCAGUGAUCAUCGUCGUCAUUCUUGGUAGCUUCCUCGCGUCGGCGAUUUGGCUGUGCUGGGCAUACGUCGUGAUCAUCGAGUUCUCUUUCCUUGCAUCGAGUCGAAGAUCUGGCGAGCGGACUGGAUGUCGCCAUUCUGUGCGUAUGCCGAGAGGAGGAUGUCGCGAGAAAAUAGAUUGAGCUGCUUGAUCUGAUCGAAAACCAGGCGAGCUUCACGCAAUCUCCCACACGUCCCAUACAUUUGUAUGAGGAGAUUCGCAAGAAAAGUGUUCUGCUUGCUGUGGCGGAUCCGACUAGCCUGAGCUUGUCGGCCUCUGUUAAAAGCGUUGCUCUUGGUGGUCUUGCUGCUCUUGGCAGUCGAGAGGACCAAAAGCCGAGUAGAUCUUCUUGUUGCUAAGUGGACGUCGAACAAGUGUUGGUUCUU
Messenger RNA from Selaginella moellendorffii, 1788 nucleotides. RefSeq lists its product as uncharacterized. The record is from RefSeq and is a predicted model, not a curated record. Bases 37 to 915 code for a protein of 292 amino acids. The transcript has 2 exons. NCBI's taxonomy places the organism in Eukaryota, Viridiplantae, Streptophyta, Lycopodiopsida, Selaginellales, Selaginellaceae.